This is a messenger RNA of Coccinella septempunctata (seven-spotted ladybird), 5396 nucleotides long. It is a transcript of the gene Oseg2, whose product is annotated as intraflagellar transport protein 172 homolog. Lineage: Eukaryota; Metazoa; Arthropoda; Insecta; Coleoptera; Coccinellidae. Gene Ontology annotation, biological process: intraciliary transport. The transcript is spliced from 20 exons. The record is from RefSeq and is a predicted model, not a curated record. Gene Ontology annotation, cellular component: intraciliary transport particle B; ciliary basal body; axoneme. The coding region runs from base 101 to 5317 and encodes 1738 amino acids. Gene Ontology annotation, molecular function: protein binding.
UCCAGACAGUUUCCAUAGCAAUAUUUUUGUUGAUACAAACAAAAUAUUAAGGAAAUUCUGAUUUCAAUGUACUAGUUUUUUUGUGUGUGUUAGCUGAAAUAUGCAGCUCAAGUACUCAAAAACUAUAAUUGAGGGUCAAGAGACAGACGCUAAAAUAUGUUCGAUUUGCUGGUCGCCCAACAAUAAAAAACUAGCUGUAGCUACCAUUGACCGAUACAUCCUACUGUUCGAUGAGAACGGCGAAAGGAGAGACAAAUUUUCUACCAAGCCUUUCAAUUCUGGCGCUGGCAAGAAGUCCUAUAUAAUAAAAGCCAUAGCAUUCAGCCCCGAUUCUACCAAACUAGCUGUGGCUCAAACAGACAAUAUAGUGUACGUGUAUAAGAUUGGAGAAAAUUGGGGGGAUAAAAAGGCAAUUUGCAACAAAUUUCCUCAGUCCUCACCAGUAACAUGUUUGACUUGGCUGAUGACCGGUCCAGUGAUAUGCGGCCUUGCCGAUGGUAAAGUUAGGCAUCUCAUGAUGAAGAGCAAUAAGUCUCAGAGCCUCUUUGCAUCCGAUAGCCUGGUUGUGUCACUUGCUUCCAACUCAAGAGGCACUGGAUUUUUAUCCGGACAUGCUGAUGGAAAUAUAAUCAGAUAUUUCGUCACUGCAGACCAGAAUGGAGAAGAGGCACAAGGAAGGGUAGUUUUAUAUUCUGUACCACCCACUGCUCUAGCUUGGGCGCACGGAUAUAUAUUUGCAGCCGGUUGCGAUAUGAAGGUUUCCGUUUACAAUGCCAACGGAAAACUCAUGAAAGUGUUCGAUUAUAUGAAGGAAUAUGAGCACGAGUUCACUCAGGCAGUUUGUAGCCCUAGCGGUCAGGCGGUGGUCGUGGGCAGCUUUGAUCGGUUGCAUCUCUACAUCUGGAACAACAGGAAAUCUAUGUGGGAGGAAACGCCUUCGAAGAAGAUUGAGAAUUUGUACAGUGUGACAUCAUUGGCUUGGAAGAAAGACGGCUCCAGGGUUGUUUGCGGUGGAUUAGGGGGUACCGUUUUGAUGUUCGAAUCAGUACUGAGACGAACGGUAUGGAAAGACAAGUUUGAGAUCACUUACGUUGGUCCAAAUCAGGUGCUUGUAAAGCCUCUGAAUUCAACAGCAAGAGGGGUGAUUCUCAAGUCCCAAUAUGGAGGCGAAAUAGAUGACGUUAAAAUCAUGGGUCACGACAGUUAUUUGGUUGCCCGUACCGAAGAAACGCUCAUGGUAGCAGCCCUACAUAAAAAUCUGCUCAGUGAGGUGCCAUGGGAUAACAGCGCGCGUCUGGAGAAGUUCUACUUCGAAAAUCCUUCCGUUUGCACCAUAUUCAACGCCGGAGAACUCUCCCUGAUCGAGUAUGGGGAGAAUGAGGUCCUCUGCUCGGUCAGAACAGAUUUCGCCAAUCCGCAUCUGAUGAGCGUGCGUCUGAACGAGAGGAACCAGUCGUUGGAGAACAAGAAGUUGGCCUAUCUGCUGGACCUGAAGACGAUUUGCGUCCUUAACUUGGUCAACGGCGUCACUAUUGGCCAGAUCACGAACGACUCCAAAAUCGAUUGGUUGGAGCUGAACGAGCUGGGACAGAAGCUGCUCUUUCGGGACAAGAAACAGAGGUUGAUUCUGGUUGAUGUAAUGACCAACGUGAAGCAAACAAUCUUCACGGGCGUCAGUUUCGUGCAGUGGGUGGAGGGAAGUGACGUGGCAGUGGCUCAGGCAGAUCACAACUUGGCCAUUUGGUACAACAUCGACAUGCCGGAGAAUCCGACGAUGGUUCAGGUCAAGGGUGACGUUACGGACGUUGUAAGGAGCGAUGGAAAAACAGAGGCUGUCUGUGUGGACGGAAACAACACUUUCUCCAUCGAACUGGACGAGGGUUUGGUAGAAUUCGGCACAGCGUUGAACGAUAACGACUACGGCCGCGCCGUGUUGUUCUUGGAGUCCAUGGGGUCCUCGCCAGAAUCCAAGGCCAUGUGGCAAAACCUGUCGCAGAUAGCCUUGAAGCAGCAGAAUCUGACCUUGGCCGAAAGGUGUCAAGCGGCCCUGGGCAACAUAGCUGCUGCGCAUUUCCUCCACGAAACAUCCAAGAUAGGGCAGGAGUACGCCGAGAGGUUCAACGAUUACAGCGCCAACUCCCCGGAAGUUCACGCCAGACUGUCGAUCAUCGAGGGCGACUUGAACACAGCCGAGAACAUAUUUUUGGAGCAAGGCGAUAUGGAGGGCGUCUUGCAGAUGUACAAGGAUCUGUAUAAGUGGGAUCAAGCCCUGCGGCUAGCGAAGCAGCGCAACUACGAGAACUACAAAGACCUGCAGGACGAAUACAUGAGGCUGCUGAAAGAUACGAAUCAGUUCGAGAGGGUCGGCGAAGUCCUAGAGACCGAGGGCAAGUACGAACAAGCGUUGGUGAUGUAUUUGAAAUCGAAGAAGCUUGUGAGGAUACCGAGUCUGCUGUUUCAACAUACCGAGCUCAUGGAGGACGCGAACCUGGUGUCGAACGUGCUGAAGCAACUGCUGAAGUACGAGCUGUACGAGGCCGCCGCUGACAUUUACGAGAAGUUGGACAAACCGGACCUUGCAUUGGAGUGUUACAAAAAAGGUAAAUCUUGGAGCAAGGCUGUGGAGUUGGCUCGGGUCAGAAGUCCCGAUCAGGUGGUGGAGCUUGAGGAACAGUGGGGCGACAGUUUGGUGGAGACCAAACAGAUGGAUGCUGCCAUCAGCCAUUACAUCGAGGCUGGAGCUACCCUGAAGGCUCUGGAUGCUGCGGUCGGUGCUAAGCAAUGGAAGAAGGCUGUUCAUAUCAUUAAAGUGCUGGAGGUUUCAGAUUCGAUCAAGAAGUACUACGUGGCAAUAGCUAAUCAUUUUGCUUCGGUGAAGGAAUAUGCCCUGGCUGAAAAAUUGUACAUAAUGAGCGGGAUGUACAGAGAAGCAGUGAACAUGUACAACAAUGCCGGACAAUGGGAAAACGCCCACAAUCUAGCAUCCGAAUAUCUAGAGCCGGACGAAGUAUCAACCAUGUACCUGAAACAGGCUGAAAUCCUAGAGGAAGAGAAGAAAUACAGGGACGCCGAGAAGUUGUAUCUAUCGGUGAAUUCGCCGGACAUGGCCAUAGCUAUGUAUAAGAGGGCGGAACAAUAUGAUAAUAUGGUGCGUCUGGUAGAGAGAUACCACCCAGACCUGCUACAGACCACGCACAUGCAUCUCGGCCAACAGCUGGAGGGACAGGGCAAAUACAGGGGGGCCGAAGUCCAGUAUCUGGCGGCAGGCGAAUGGAAAGCCGCCAUGAACAUGUACAGGGGUGUCAAUAUGUGGGAGGAGGCGUACAGAGUGGCGAAACAGAACGGCGGACCUAGAGCGGCCGAGCAGGUUGCGUUUCUGUGGGCCAACACACUGCCCAUAGAUUCGGCCAUAAAGCUGCUCAAUAAGUACGGGAUCUUGGACGCUUGCAUCAACUACGCAUGCGAAACGUUCCAGUUCAGUUUCGCUUUCCAGCUGAGUAAGAAUCUUCCAGUGAAGAAUAAGGAGGUCCAUUACAAAUACGCCAUGGCGUUAGAGGACGACGGCAAGUACGUCGAGGCGGAGGAGGAAUUCAUCAAAGCCGAAAAAUCCAAAGAGGCCAUCUUCAUGUACAUCCACGCGAAAAACUGGAUGGACGCCUUGCGCGUAGCGGAAACUCACGAUCCGACCUCAGUGGCAGACGUUCUGCAGGCACAGGCUGCGCAGUGCUUCAACGACAAAGAAUUCAGCGAGUUCGAGUCUCUGCUUCUGAGGGCCCAGGUGCCGGAGUUGAUCGUGCAGAAGUAUAAGUCGACAGGAAUGUGGGUGGACGCGUUGAGGGUCAGCAAGGAUUACCUACCCCAUCUGUACCCCUCUCUUCAAUCCGAGUACACCAAAUCUCACCAGUAUCAAUUAGGGGACAAAAGCAUAGAGACCAUCCUUUCGCAGGCUAACGAAUGGGCGCUAGCCGGACAGCACAAGCAAGCCGUUGAUUGCCUUCUCCAAGUGGACACGAGCAUUGCUGAUCCGCCGAUUGUGAAAAGAGCACUGAUUAGGGCCGCCGAUGUGGUCAAUAAGUUUCUGUUCGGUCAAGAAGCCGUCGAUAUCAUCAAAGUGUUAUCACCAAGGUUGGCGGAAAUGGGCGAGCAUGAACACGCGGCUCAGUUGUACAUAAGUGUCGAAAUGUAUAAAGAAGCCAUUGACACGUUGAUUGCGGCCGAGGAUUGGAGCAGAGCAAGGAAGAUCGCCAAAGAGUUGGACCCGGUCUACGAAAAUUAUGUGGAAACUAAGUACAAAGAUCGUCUACUCAAGAAGGGAGAUGUGGAACAACUGGCUGAUGUGGAUAUAAUCGGGGCUCUGGAUCUUCUGGCAGAACAAGGCCAAUGGAACCGCUGCCUGGAAAAGGCCAAGACCCAUAACCCUCCGAUAUUGCACAAAUACGUCGCGCUAUACGCCGCCAAACUUCUGAAAGACGGUUUCGUCAAAGAAGCGUUGAAUCUUUAUUCUGUUCACGGCGCGCCAGCUAUGCCCCAGAAUUUCAACAUUUACAAUCAUAUCGCCACUGAAAUGUUCGCGCUAACCGAUCUUUCCGGACCGGAUAGUUACAACGAUUGGGAGAAAUUGAGGCAGAUGCUGUUUGAAAUUUUUGAAAGUCUUGAAACUAUAAACCACGAAGUGAAACAUCAUUUUUACAAUCUUUUGAUGAUUUCACACUUUUACGCAUUGAGAGCCACAUGCAGGGAAGUACCUUCAUUGAAGUCAAUAGCCGUGAAAAUAAGCUGCGCUCUUCUCAGAUACUCAGACAUAAUCCCAGCAGAUAAGGCAUACUAUGAAGCAGGAAUGGAUAUGAAGAGUGAAGGUAGAUACUCAGAAGCCUUUGUAUUCCUGAAUCAUUACUUGGAUCUAUGUGAGGCCAUUGAGGAAGGUGAGGGACAACUGGUCGAUCAUUCGGAUUUAGUUCAAACUGAUUUUCCAUCGAAUGUGCCGAUUCCAAAUCAACUUUAUCUGAGAGAUGAACCUGAAGAACAUGACAGCGUAAGAGAAUGGGUUCUUACUGUCAGCAUGGACCAAAGAAUUGAACAGACUUUGCCGCUGGAUGACAGACAAUUGUACGCUUCAAGUUUGCAGCAGGGAGAGUCGCCCUGCAUUGUAACAGGAUUUCCUGUGCGUAAGCAGCCUGUAGUUUUCAGCAAGAAUAACAUGCAGGCGAAUAAAGACGCUUGGUCCAAACUCAACAUGGGGGCCAAAAUGGCACCAGAGUCGAAUGUGUCGAACGUUCUAUCAUUCCUGCAGAAGUGGUGUGGAACACCAAGUGUUUAAUGUUUUUAAUUAUUGGUGUUAUGUUUAGGUGAUUUUAUCGAUUUGUUUUUUCUGGUAUAUAUUGAUAAUAAAUAGGUAA